GUGCCCACUACCUCUACUUUGUCGCCACCUAGCGGUGUGACUUGGCACCGCAGGCCGCUUUCAGACUGGCUUGUGAAACCGACGCGGAAAGUCCCGCGCUGUGGAAAUCCCCACGGCCUUUCCGAGGAGAACUGAGAGCGGAUUCUGGUUCGUCCUUUCAGUUAAAUGGUGAAACGAAGCGGAUUCUAUGGCAGAAGCUUAAUGGCGGUGCGGAGCGCAGCGGCGGCACCGAAACGAGCGGCAGCGCGACUGUCUUCUUAGCGUCUCUAUAAGGACUGGCGGUGUGUGUGUUGUUCACGCGGACAUAUUGUACAGUUUUUCCCCAGGCUCCCGCGCACGUUCCCCAGGAGAGCACCAUGUCCCAAGGCCAGAACUUCCUGCCCAAGUUCCUGUUCGUGAGCAACCUGCUGAAGGCCAUGAAGAUCCGCGAGCGGGUGCCCAACGACGUGGUGAAGCCCUCCGCAACCGGCGGCAUCAUCCCCCACCUGCGCAGCAUGCACCGGCACACGGUGGAGAUGAUCCGCAUGGGGCACUUCCCGCAGGCCUUCCGCGAAGUAGUCCAGACUGCUGUUCUGGACCGCGCCAUGCAGAUGUCCCUCGAGCAGGAGAAGAGGCUCAACUGGUGCCGAGAGGUCCGGAAGCUGGUGCCCCUCAGGACUAACGGGGAUGGGAACUGCUUGCUUCACGCCGCCUCCCAGUACAUGUUGGGAGUCCAGGACACGGACCUGGUCCUCCGGAAGGCUCUAUACGGGGCGCUGAAGGAGACGGACACUCGCAACUUCCGCCUGCGCUACCAGACGGAACUGCUGCAGUCGCAGGAGUUCACGCAGACAGGACUGCGCUACAACACACUAAACUGGGAGGAGGAGUGGGAGAAGGUGGUGGAGAUGGCGUCUCCAGAGAGCAGUUCCCAAGGGCUCCAGUAUGAGUCGCUGGAAGACAUUCACAUUUUUGUCCUGUGCAAUAUCCUGCGCCGACCCAUCAUCGUCAUCGCAGAUCAAGUGUUGAGAAGCAUGAAGUCGGGCUCUUCCUUUUCCCCCUUGAACGUCGGCGGAAUAUACCUCCCGCUGCACUGGCCGCCGGGAGACUGCUACAAGUAUCCCAUAGUGCUCGGCUACGACUCGCAGCACUUCGCGCCGCUCAUCACCGUUCAGGACAGCGGCCCAGAGAUUCGCGCCGUGCCGCUGUGCCACCAGGGGAGGGGAGUCUUUGAGGAGCUCAAGGUCCACUUCCUCAUCGAGAAGGAGCAGCUGCAGAAGGACAAGCUGCUCAAGGAGUACCUGAUGCUGAUCGAGAUCCCCGUGAAUGGCUUCAGCCAGGGGACCACGCACAUGAUCAACGCGGCCAGGCUGGAUGAGGGGAAUCUUCCAGAAGACAUGAACCUCAUGGAGGACUACCUGCAGCUGGUCAACCACGAGUACAAGUGCUGGCAGGAGGACAAGGAGCCGGCGUGGGAGCCUCGAGCGCAGCGGGCCGCGCCCUUCUCCGUCUCGCAGCUUUCGCUCAUCGAGAUCCGCUGCGCCACGCCUCGCUGCACCUUCUACAUCUCCGUGGACACGCAGCCGCACUGUCACGAAUGUUACGAGAAGCGGCGAGCCGAGAGGAAUCCGGAGCCUCGUGUCCUGGAGGCCGAGACCAAGACCCGCACCACGCCGCCUGUCGCUGCCGCCGUGGCCACGACUAGCCCCCGCUCAGCUCCCCCCACGGCGCCCAGCCUUAGCCUGUACAGCGAGACACAUGCCAUGAAGUGCAAGACGCCUGGGUGCCUGUUCACGCUCAGCGUGGAGCACGACGGACUGUGCGAGCACUGCCACAGCGCCCUGCUCCAGCGGGGCAGCUGGGGGGCCGAGCGCUGCGCCGCGUGCCAGCAGGAGGCCUUCCGCCUCUUCAACGGACUGUGCCCCCCGUGCCUGCAGAGGACAGUGAAGGAGAGGCCAGAGCCGCAGCCGCAGGCGCCCCGGGCGGAGCGCUCCCUGGCGGAAUGGGUGCCGCAGAGCAGAGAGGUGGCAUCCGCGGUGCCCCGACUUCAGCGGGAACUGCCGCUGGUUCGCAUGUGCAAGAGAUCCGGGUGCAAUUUCUUCGGGACGCCGGAGCAGCUGGGGUUCUGCUCCAUAUGCUACGAAGACUACCAGAUCAAUCACCGGCCGGGUCCCGCAGCAGCGGUCGUGCAACGAUCGCCCCUUCCCACCCGGGCCUGCGUAGAGCCGGGCGUGCACAACUCCUCGCGGUGCCGGAGAGCCGGAUGCGGAGCCGCCGGCCGCACCUCCUACGAAGGCUACUGCAAGAAGUGUUUUGUGAAGGAGCAGGAUGUGCGUCUGUGCCAGGCGAGCUCCCGGGGGGCCCAGUCCCCACCGCUGGCCAUGAGAGCUGCUCAGCCCAGGGCACCGCUGGGCCAGGUGCGGUGCGGUCGAAACGGCUGCAGGAACGCCCAUCCGGGCUGGGUGGAACUCUGCUCCGAGUGCCAGUCGCGUGGGAAGAGGGAGGGGCACCGAAGCCACGCCCACGAGGAGGCGGCGGCUACGAAGCAGCGCUGUCGGACCGUUUGCUGCGACCACUACGCCAACCAGGAGAAGCACGGCUACUGCAACGAGUGCGCCCACUUCAUGCAGAUCUACAGGGGCUGAACUCGAGGGGGGGAGGGGCGUCCGGCGAUGUCCGGGCGAGCGGUCCACGCGUUUACCCAUCAUGCAAUCUGGCGUCUUUGUGCUUUCCACCUGUUUGUUGCUGUAGGAGCGCAUCAGGUUCGAGUGGUCUACCUGAACUGACUUAGCGUUUUACUGCCACGUGCAGCAUAAUGAAUGGCUAUAACUUUUUGUUCUUUUUUUUGUUAUAUAAACACAUGACAUUGUGACCAAAGUUAGCAAUCGCAACGUGGAAAGGUGUUUCCGGCCUCGGCGUAGCCUGCCGGACCGAAAGCCCGUGCGGAGGAGUGGCCGUUUGCGCGGCCGGUGACCUGCAGCUCUACGCGAGGUGUCAGUCAGAUUGCCUGGAGUCGACGACGGAGCGUGCGAACCCAGGGCCGGCCCCACCCCCCACCCCCCACGUUUAGGAUGAUGGUGCUAAUCGUGCUAAAACCUAACACUCAACAGUUAAACCGCAGAGAUUCUGUGACGUUUUUGGGUUCAAGAGCCGCCGUCCUUUUUAAGUGUCCAAGACACACCUUUUUUUUUUUUUUUUUUUUUUUUUUUUUUUUAAAAUGCCUGCUUCUUUUGUGUGUAUGUGUUUUAUCGGAGUCGGCUGCUUCGCCCCAGGUUGGCAACGCGAAUGCCGCGAGAACCUGCGAACGAGUCCCGUGCAGGGUAGUCCACAAGACAGAACGUUACUAGGCAGUCCCCUCUCUUUGUUGCGGAAUUCAUCCGGCCCCGAUUCGGAAACCGCCCCCCAGAAAAAUGGAUCCCAGCACGUGACGAGGCCCGCGUAAACGGUAACUUUUACCUCGACGAGGAGGAUCCAAAGAGGGUUUGGCUACAUAUUGCAAGGAGUUAAAGUAAUAACUGAGUCGGUUUUGCAGAUGUUUUAUUUGAACCAUGUGCGCAGUGUAAUUAAUGUUAUAACCAUGAAGUCUUAAUCACAUUAAGGGAAUUACCCACAUGAAAGAAGAGUAAAAGUCCCUUUGUCAAAGAAGGAAAGAGGAAACAAACCCUGGAGAGAAAAUCCCUGGUGUGUCUGAUGCUUCGAUUGAGGGAUCGUGGAGGGGGUGGGGGGUUGGGGGGGCUGGAAGGUGGAAGGUAAACACACCUGUGUGACUCAACCACCACCACCACUACCUGUCCUAUUCAUAUCCAGCUGUUCCCCCCUCCCCACCACCACCACCAGCACCACCAGCACCCCAUACCCAACAUCUGCUCUCACCUCCCCCUUGCGAGCCCUUCGUUUCGCUUUCACUUCUGUACUUCCACAACAGUCCACAGUGUCCGUAGCGCUGCGGCGUGUCGCGUUCGUCGAUAACGUGUCGCACGUGCACGGCCGAGAUCGUUGAAAAACUGGUCCGGUGUGUUUUGCAGUCUGGUUGUUUUUCGUUUUUCCUUUCUCAUACAGUUAGCACAGCAUAUUCGCAAAGGCAAGUCUACAUUUACGAUCGAUCUUGGCAACUUAGAAGAAUACCUGUAAAGUAUAUAUCUCUGGAAAAAAGUAGUAGUUGGACUGUCUGUAGUUUCGUUUUGAACCGGGUCGAUAGGUAAAAGAGCGCCUAUGUACAGAUAUCGGUGUUUAGAAAGUGGCCGCAAACUGGGCGAUCCUUCGCAAACUUGUACAGAGACAUUUAAGGUAUUUACAUACACAUUGUGGAUGUGAAGUCAAUCCAUCAAAUUGCAAUGUUGCACAGUACUUUUAUAAGCUGUUCUGGAAUAUAGGGUGGUACUACUUUUAACCUCGGUGUGAACAUUCCAUGGAUAGACAAAAACAAGGAAAAAAAAACCUUAAUUUCUUGACAAAAUAUUUGAACCGUAUUGUUCGAAAAGCUGUUUUUGUUUGGUAUUUAUUCAGUGAAAAAUAUCAGUAAU
This is a messenger RNA of Scleropages formosus (Asian bonytongue), 4502 nucleotides long. RefSeq names its product tumor necrosis factor, alpha-induced protein 3 (gene tnfaip3). Gene Ontology annotation, molecular function: zinc ion binding; cysteine-type deubiquitinase activity; DNA binding. Lineage: Eukaryota; Metazoa; Chordata; Actinopteri; Osteoglossiformes; Osteoglossidae. The coding region runs from base 357 to 2624 and encodes 755 amino acids. Gene Ontology annotation, cellular component: cytoplasm; nucleus. Gene Ontology annotation, biological process: cytoskeleton organization; protein K29-linked deubiquitination; protein K33-linked deubiquitination. The transcript has 9 exons. The record is from RefSeq and is a predicted model, not a curated record.